Stereum hirsutum FP-91666 SS1 is the source of this 645-nucleotide messenger RNA. RefSeq lists its product as uncharacterized. The annotation marks the transcript as partial. The record is from RefSeq and is a predicted model, not a curated record. Lineage: Eukaryota; Fungi; Basidiomycota; Agaricomycetes; Russulales; Stereaceae. The transcript has a single exon.
AUGACGGGUAAUGCUGUAUUUUUUGAGACGCCUGUACCAAAAGUAUACAAAGUGUUACCCCCCUCUCGAACAGAGCUGUCUGAGGUUCUUGCAUAUGUGUUCAUGGGCCCUUCCCGUCCAUCGACGCACGAUCAUGACCGUAUACCUCUGUUGGUCAAUAAAAAUAAGGUGGCUCGUGCGCUGGAGUGGUUGAAACUCAACCAUUGCGAUUAUCAGGACUUGGAGAUAUCCUAUGACAAUCUCAAUGAUUAUCCUGAGGACGUACCGCCAGUUUCCGUUCAGUUUACUCAAGCACCCGAUUUUGAUCCGUCAGAGAAUCUUGCACUACAUCAGACCGAAGACCCGUCAGCCACCGACAGUGGUCAAUGCAACUUCAUCGUUCAUGGCCUGACUGGGGAUAAGAUAGAAGGAGCUUCCAGCAAUGUUCUCAAGGCUGAGUCACUGAAACACUUGCGUCGUGGUGGAAAAGCACUUGGUGUAGGUAGGUCUGAGGACCCCGAAUCAACUUAUGACAACCCUCAGUUGUAUCCACAAAUGUUUCCUUGGUUGUUCCCGUAUGGUUUGGGCGGUAUUGGCAAUGAGAAUGGUAUUCAGCGAGUACCAGAUGCUGCUCGAAAGCGGGCGUUGCUCCUGUAUCAUGACAAA